AUGCCAUCUAGUUCACUUGCAUUCUUUCAGGAAGAAAAUUUGCCAAAAGUCCAUAUCUCCAGCAAUGUGGAUGGCUCUGAAAUGGUCCCACAAGCUGCUCAGCUCCAGGGUUUCCUGAUAGCGCCGGGACCCUCCAAAGCUGCCAAGACGCCGCGUGCAAUACUGCGAGUGAAAAAUGUGCCUCCGAGGGCGGCCAAGGCAGCGCCGAGCUCCGAGCUGGCCCCAAGCGCCUUCCCCAUCGAGAGAUCACAGAGCAGGAUCAGCCUGUCCGCUUCCUUCGAAGCCCUGGCCAUCUACUUCCCGUGUAUGAACUCCUUCGAUGAGGAAGACACCGAUGGAGAUGGCCGUAAACUACGAGGUGCAAUCCAACGCAGCACAGAGACAGGACUUGCGGUGGAGAUGCCGAGCAGGACUGUACGUCAAGCCAGCCAUGAGUCCAUUGAAGAAAGCAUGAAUAGCUAUGGCUCUGAAGGGAACUUGAACUAUAGUGGAGUCUGCCUGGCCUCUGAUGGGCUCUUCAGGGAUUUCCUGGAUGGAAUGGGUCCUGCACAGUUUGUGGGGCGUCAGACACUGGCCACACCAUCGAUGGGUGAUGUGGAAAUUGGGAUUUUGGAGAGGAAUGGGCAGCUGGAGGUGGAGGUGAUCCAAGCUCGUGGUCUCACCCCGAAACCAGGCACAAAGUCUCCUCCAGCUGCUUAUAUUAAACUCUACCUGUUGGAGAAUGGAACGUGUGUGGCGAAAAAGAAAACAAAGAUGGCUCGGAAGUCCUUGGAUCCCCUGUACCAGCAAAUCCUGAUCUUCACUGAGAAUCCACAGGGAAAAAUCCUCCAGGUGAUUGUGUGGGGUAACUACGGCCCGAUGGAUCGCAAGUACUUUAUGGGGGUGGCUCAGGUGCUGCUGGAGGAGUUGGAUCUUUCGAGUGCAGCGGUCGGAUGGUACAAGCUCUUUCCCACCUGCUCCAUGGUGGACCCACCCCUGGCUCCACUCCUGCGUAACGCCUCGCAGCUCUCUCUGGAGAGCACUGUAGGACCCUGCUGUGACCGGUCAUAACAGCGGCGGAAACUUUCUCAUUCUUUAUUUAGUGCCGAGCUUUCCGGCUGUGCAGGGGGCCCCCUGAAGGGAGGUGGGUGUCCUUCCACAAGAUGCAUGUUUGACUCGGUCAUUCCACCUUGGAGCCUCUUUUGGCCAAAGGGUAAUUGAGUCACUGGCAAUAGCAUCAAAGAGGGAGGAGGUAACUAUGACACCUUUGUGUCUGGCACUGCCCCUGUGGAGGAUGGUGGUAGUUUCAUUGUUUCAUGUGGCCAUUGUCUAAAUCCACAUUUUUAUUUAUUAGACUUCAAUGACCUCACCAUCUAGUCAAUGUGCCGACUGGAUUUCUCCAACCACAGGUUUACAAUUCUAUUGACAGUUCCUUAGAUUUUUAAAGUGUCAGUUAAACCCACAAAUUUUUGAGAAGCCCACCUCUUUGGAAUGCAAGCAAUAUGCUUUGACAGCUUUGGAAAGUGGGAUUAUUAUAGUAUUGAAAGGUCAGGACAGACUCAGUGGGCCUUUUCUGUGCUGUAUGAGCCUAGGGCCUCCCACGUCAAAGAUGCAAAGCUGACUUAAAGAUCUUGCACCUAAUUGUGAGCUCCACUCAUCAAUGUAGACUGGAGAUGUUGUUAACUGUAGAAUAAACAGGACGUCUGAGGUCUUUAGUUCCAGAGAAAAUCUAUCAUGUCUGAGAGCUGGAAAACCAAUUUCCUUGGAUAGUUCUUCAUUAAGUUGACAUUGCACUUUAGUUUGUUACCACAUGCUUCCAACAUACACUAUAUGACAGUUUGCUAUCAUUAGAGUUUACAUCAAUAAAUACUUUAAAUGUA
Molecule: messenger RNA, 1859 nt
Organism: Chiloscyllium plagiosum (whitespotted bambooshark)
Lineage: Eukaryota; Metazoa; Chordata; Chondrichthyes; Orectolobiformes; Hemiscylliidae
Gene: rims4
Product: regulating synaptic membrane exocytosis 4
Biological process (GO): regulation of membrane potential; regulation of synaptic plasticity; positive regulation of synaptic transmission
Cellular component (GO): presynaptic membrane; cytoskeleton of presynaptic active zone
Molecular function (GO): small GTPase binding; transmembrane transporter binding
Source: RefSeq, a predicted model, not a curated record